Messenger RNA from Lactuca sativa (garden lettuce), 1249 nucleotides. RefSeq lists its product as uncharacterized. Lineage: Eukaryota; Viridiplantae; Streptophyta; Magnoliopsida; Asterales; Asteraceae. The record is from RefSeq and is a predicted model, not a curated record.
UGAUGACCUCGAUAAAUUGUUUGUUGCCAAAACCCCAAAACCUUAAACCUUGCUUGUCCAAUGUCCACCUGCAUCCGCAUCUUGCUAUGGGCAAUAUAUGUUAAAACAUGAAGUAGAUGCAACUCCUGUACAUGUUUCGAUAUCUGCAAUGCUGCUGAGUUUCCUAUUCUGUUUUCCUAGUGUUUCCUCGCACCUUUCUUGAUGCCGAUCGUUAAAGGUUUCCGACGAUUUCAGUCAAAUAUUGUUUGUUUCAGACAAGUUGUGAGUGAGAUAUCCAGUGUGAGUGUGGUGGUGCCUGGUUCAAACGGUCAACAGUCUGGAUGUGGUGCUGCUUCUUUUACUUCUAAGAGUAAAAGUAAAAGGAUAAGUAUUGCUGAUCGGAGGGAGCUGCUGGAAUCCUUUGUCAACAAGUAUAGAGGUAUGAAUUCAGGAAAAUUCCCGAGCCCAACAAGUGCACAGAAAGAAGUAGGUGGUGGUUACUAUUCAAUUAGAAAGAUGCUUCAGGAAAUGGAAUACAAUUUUAAAUUAUCUUCUUUGGAGAAACUGCCUGUUACAAAGGAGAACAAAAAGCAGAAUAAAAGUGAAGAUACUGUAAUAGCAUCUCCAAGUCAACAGGUCUCAAACAGUCAAAUAACCAUGGACCACAAUCUUUAUGAAGACGCCUGGCUAGAAUCUGUUGGUAAUUUAGACAAGAACUCUAAAGGGCUUCAACCAUCAACGAGCAAGAAUAUUACAAGAGAUGAUGCUACACAAAGUCAGGAGAGGAGGAGAGCUGAAUGUCAUGAGCAAUUAGAGAAUGAUGGAAAAGAUGAAUCUCCUUUGGAAAAUGAUAAAUUUGGAUUCGAGGGUAUAGACUCAAAAGUUGAACAACAACAUGAACAUGAUGGGAAUGUGAUAAGAAACAUCACCAGGGAGACGUCUGAGACUCAAAAAGAUGAGGAGUUGAGAGAGAAGGCAUCAUCAUCAUCUAUAUGGGGAAAUUUGAAGUCGCUGGCAUCUGGCUUUAUUAACAUCUGGAAGAAACAAUAAUUGUAGUUGUCUGUCUCUAGUUGAAGAUAUAAGUUACAAGCUAUGAAUAUGAAAAUAGUAGGCUUCAUUCUGAUGUUGGAUCAAUUAGAUUUGUACAUUUCAUUGAUGAAAUCUUUGCGAGGAUAUGGAAUUUUGAGAGGAGCUUUUUAAAUCAACGUAAGCUACUAAUUUUAGUAUACGAUUUGUAAAACUUGAAUGUCAUGUGCUAUUUAAUACUGUA